UGGGGAGUAGGAAAGGGGCACAGGAUUGCCUAGUGGCUGGGAACCGGGCUGUGGGCCGGGGACUGCCUGGGACCCUGUGUGGGAAUAACGUCCAUGGGUCCACUUGAAGGGCUGGAGAGUUUCCUGCAUGGCUUGCUGGGGUUGGGGAAGGGUCUGGAUGCCAACCAAAUGCCCAGGGCGUGUAAGGACUCCAUUCUGCCACACAAUAUGUAGCGAUCUUGCAUUUGGCGUUCCCCUGCUGGAUCAGGUGAAGGGGAAGGACAGGAAGCAGCGGCGGCUGCCCUUACUCAGCCCCUUCCCCCCUCCCGGGUGUCUUGGGUGGGCAGGCCUGGGGCACACAGCGCUUGUGACAGAAGCAGCCCUGCUGGGAGGCCAUUUCAGAGCUCACUGGAGUCCAGACCUGGGCAGUCAGGGGCCUUCAUUGAGUAGGCUGCCCUGUGGGGCAAGGACCCCCAGAAGUGGCCCCUUGGCCAGUCAGCAUCGCUCCUGGGCCAGCACAAGCGAAUGGGGCCGCCUGGUUGGUGGAGGCUGACCUGUCCUGGCCCAGGCCUCGGGCAGAACCAAGGCUGUCAAAGCGAGUCUCACAACACCCUUGAGAAGCCAGAGCGCAUCCGUUUCCUGGCAGGCCCCAGGUGGUGCCAGCUGCCCUCAGGCAGUGCCAAGGGGAGGAGAGGCCCUCAGGCAUGAGGGGGGCAGGAUCUCUGCCUUCCUUCAAUGGGGGUGCCUGCCGCUACUGGGCUCGGCACUUCCUCAGCCAAAUGCCACCAUCAGUCGUGGGCCACUGGAGGAGCUCCUGGCUGAGGAAACCCCAAGGCAACCCCAUGGAGCCCUUAUCUCCGGAGCUCUUAUCUACAGGCCUGCUUUCCAUGAGGCCGGACUUCCUUGAGGGGGUGGCCGAGAAACCACAGAUAGGAGUCAAUGUUCGUAAGCAUUUCGAGAAAGGCGGGAGGGGGUGGUCAAAAAAAAAAUCCCGUAAAAGGUCAUAUGGGAAACCCCUUGUUCUUCACCAAACCCACCAAACCCCUCGAUUGGCUGAGGAGACACUCCCUGCCCACCCACGGCAAUCAUCCAGCGGGACCACCUCCCUUGUUCCCUCUUGGCACCCAGAGAAGGACGGCUUUAGAGGGUGGUAUAGAAAGGGUAAGAUGGUGUGAGCUACCUCUUUUGAGUUAUGGGUCUGGCUGCAGCAUAAGAGUUAGAGGUUCAGGUGAAUGCAAUCCCCCCCCCAAAGGAACAUUUCCUCUGUGCUCACUCUUCUUGGGACAGCCAUAAGUCCUGCCUGCCCAAUGACUGACAAAAACAUGCCUCCCUUGUGUGCCCACAUCCUGGGCCCUGGAAGCUGCCUCUCUGCUGGGCCAGCUAGACAUGUAGGCCAAGAAAGCAGGCUGCGGUGAAGCUUCAGGGUCUCCCCUAGCUUUGCUCCAGGGGGAGGCUUUGCAGUACUCCUUCCGUGGCUUCCAAAGCCUUUGUGUGGAGCCUCGGGGGGCCCUGGCACCCUCCUUGGACUUCUGAACAGAGCUGAGCCAGCACACAAGGGAAGCAGUAGCCAGGGAAUGGGCCUGGUGGCUGCAAGAAGGCAGUCAAAGCUACCCCACCCCAACCUCCAUGAAGAGAGGGAGGGAGGCUGGAAUUUUUAAGGUGACACCAGGCCCUCAAAGCUUUGUAAAUCCACUCUGGUGGGUGGGCUGUGGGUAUUCGAAUGAAAAGGGUAGUGGCAGGGUGGAGUUCCCCAUCCCUACCACAGUUUCCCCUCCUGGCAGAAGAAGCCAAGAGCCGGGGGAGUACAUAGGCUCUCAGAUCUGUCCCAAGCAAGGAAGUCUGGCCCUGCAGACCACAGCGGUUCCACUGCCUCAGCUUAGGAAUGGCUGGGAAGGAGUCCGAAAUGCAAGGGCCAGCAGACACCCGAAGAAUGCUGAACUGGAGCUGCCCACAGCCUUGUCCAGCAGUGGCCAGUCAGCUGCCCCCAAACCGGACUGGUGAGCCACAGUGCCCACCAUUUAGGUUGAUUUAGUCGCCUCACCUCACCCCCUUGGUUCAGCCAGCCAGAUUGGUGCUUCCUGCUUCAUCUUUUGGCAGCUAAAUUCCACAGGUGACCUCUGUGUGCAGGUGAAGUUGUCCCUCCUUUUGGCUCUUUAGGAGGACAUGGAGGCUUAACUGUCUAUCUCCUUUUUUCAAGUUUUUUUUUUUUCAAGUCCAUUUCUUCCUAAGGAGGAGCUUCCGUUCUUUGAUGGCUUCUCUGACACACAUGUCAGCCAGGUUCCUCAGGCUCUUCCAAACACAUUCUUUUUUUUUUUUUUUUUUCAAAUCUUGGCAGAAAUCGUCUAGCUCAGAAUCCAAAACUCGGCUUAGCAAGUUGCAGCAUUCUGUGUUUUAGGAGGCAGAAUGUCCUUCAAUGAAGAAUGUAGCACAGGUGGCUCCAGCUCCCUCACUUAGGUGCUUACUAGCACUUCAUAGUUGCUUCGAAGCUGUGUUGUGUCUUCCAGUCUCUUUGUCAACCAGACUUCUGAAAUUUGGAAGGCAGCAGACCUCUCUUGAAAGGCCAUCCAGCCAACCAUCAACUGCUCUGGCCCUCUGAGACCAGUUUCUCCUGAUGCUUGUAGCUGCUUUUCCUCCACGCUUCCUGAAGGCCCAGGGAACCUGAGCUCUUCUCCACGGCGCCCUCUGACUGGCUUUGUCUUUGCCUCCCUGUAAGCACCCCAUCUCCAAUUCAAGCUUCCCCUCCUCCCAUGAUAGAUGGAGUGGUGGUAGUCAAGCCGGCCUCCCUCUCCUUGCUUUCCCUGCCCAGAGGUUGAAGCCUCUGUCUUGAGGGAGGGAAGCAAAUAGGCUCUGAGGGCAAUAAUUCCCUCUCUCCAGGCUCGGCUGAUGGACCCACCACAAAGGGUGUUCCCUUGGCCUCUUCCCCCUGGCCCUCCUGCCAGACUCCUGUGUGUUUGCUCAGUGAAUCCUUUGAGAGCCCCAUCUUUUGAUAAAUCAUGUCUUCCGUCUUUUCCUUAAUUUCGAACGUAUAAGGCCACCCAGCUCCGGGCACUCCAGGCAACAUACAAUACAAUCAAGUCAUUAAACAGCAAACAAACCUCACUUCUUUCAGAUAGCUAUUGCAAAGCUGUCUCCUGUACAGGCCCCAAGCCAGUUUCCAGGGCUCCUUGACCCACAGCCAUCUUGAGAAGAGGGGAAGUCACCCUUGCCACUCAACCCACAUCUCCACAGAGCCUCGGCAAGGCGGUUUCCUCUCACAGCAUAGUUGGGCCGUGUCCUCUCAUUUUCUCAUGGCUGUCUCAUGCUUUGCAGAAGUCAGGGAAUAGCAUAGCCAGAACACCCAGAGGCUGCUUUCCAAUUUUUGCACAGCCUGUGCCCCUGAGUCGGGCAACAUCUCUGCUAUUGCCCUGUCUUCCAGCUCAUUCUGCUCUGCACCCUAAAGAUGGUUGUAGUUAUCUUGGCUUAUGUUUGCUGAUUCUAGGGGUCUGGAAUCCCCAGGCUCAGUCAUAUACAGCAGCACCUAAUUCUAUGGUCUUUGCAAAUGAACAACUUCCUGCUGGAAUUCCUCCUUACCUAGCACAGCUGGUGUCUCAUCGCUUUCAGGGGUGGUACUUAAGACAGUGUCUUAGCCUUAUCGUGGAAACUCUGACUUGUUCUGGUAAGAAUAUUUUUUCUAUUACACCCCCACAAACCAGAGUGAGUAAGAAUCCUUCCAAAAAAUAUCCUUCCUCUUUUUCACCAACCUCCAACCUGUGGUAUCCCAGGGGUUAGGCAGGACCAAUCUUGGCAGCUCCAUUGUGGGAUGGCUGAUUGGUCUUUUAAGUUGGUGGACAAAUCCUGUGACUUCUCCUCUGUGGCCCGGACGUAGGUGCAGGGACAGCACCCACCCACCCCUCUGGGCUGUUAAAGAUGUAACUUGAGACCAUCCUUAUUUACAGCUAAUGUGUUCAUCCACCUUUGGGCUUAGUGUCCUGCAUAAUGUGUUUUGCAGUCAAAGGAAAAAUAGGUGUCAACCAAUUUCCUUGUGAUUCUGCUUUAUCUGAGGCAGGCCUGGGUCAUCCAUGUUUAUAGCCUGCUCAAGUGAGCCAAGGUUACUUAACAAAGAUUGAGGUUCGGAAAGGUGGCAGAUUUUCAUGGCAUCCUGGCAUGACUUUGGCCUGCAGACUGACACGGCUUCUCCCAGCCUUUGCACAAGGAAUGGGGUAAGGCAACUAAGGUACUUGCCCCAUGGACGUUUUGCCAUCUCUCCCUUCAGAACAGAGUGGGCCUGGGCAGGAAGGGGGUGGCUCAGAAGUAAAGCAGUUGCUGCAUCUUGCUGCAGUUGUAACUGGGAACUCCUCCCUUCCCCCCCACUAUUUAUCCUUUCCGACUCAUCUCUUCCUUGCAACAACCUGACCCGGUAGUUAUCUGUUGGUCCAGGUCUGGAGAAGAUCACAGUGGGUCCAUCUGCUGCUGCCCCAAGAAGGAAACAAGCAUAGACAGGUUAAUCAUUUUUUUCCAUUUCACGGGCAUUUGAAAUCAAAGAACUGUGAAGCCACUUGAAAGCUCAGUGAAAGGAAUGAAAAGUAAGAGCAAAAUGCCCGUUUUAAUGCCUGCUCCUUCUGCUGGCUGGAGGCCAGUGUCUGGGGCAGCUGAAGAGCUGAUCCACAGCUCUGAACCGCUGAACUUUUCCCUGUAGAUCUGGGGCUGAAGCUCCUAAGUAAGACCAGACAUGGGCACCAGUCAUCAGAAGGGAGAGAUCUGCCAUGGUUGGGCCAGUCGGGAUCUGUGUGUAGCAUCUUUUAACCCCUCCUGUGAGCUAAGGGGAAGAGUUCAGCUUGGAGGGCUUCUCGUGCUCAAAGAGAGAGCCCCUUGCCCACCCUGCGGGCAGAUUCUCUCCACUUUCUCAAUGGGGCCAGAUGCCCAAAGGUAUGAACGGGGCCGGCUGCCUCCCUCUUUGGCUAUGGACCCCAGAUUCAUAGUGGAGCCACAAGAAAUGUUGCGAAAGGUCAGGGAGUCUUAGUGGACCAUGCGCUGAACAUGAGCCAACCCGGCUGCAUCAAGGGAGGUCGACUGCCAAGCUUAUCAGAGAUCAUAGUUCCUUUUCUAUUCUGCACUGGUCAGACCACGCCUAGAAUAUUUUGUCCGGAUUCUGGGUGUUGCAUUUAGGAAGGACAAGGAUGUGGAGGAUCCAAAGAAGAUCAGAGCUGGGAAAGAGCAGCUCACUAGGACCUGCUGGAGGCAGCAUGUAUGCCCAGCCUGGAGAAGAGCCAUCUGCUUGGGCACAUAACAGUCAGCCGCAAACAUCGGAAGGGGGACAGGUGGAAGGCAGGUCAGAGUCAUUCUGGAAGGCAGGACAAGAAGGAACAGGGCUAAGUUGGUCAGGUAUCAGCAAAAUUCUCCUAAGGGUCAGGUUCUUCAAGACCGGAAGAGGCUGCCCUGGGAGUCAGUGGACGCUUCUUGGUUGGAGGUACUCCAAACAUGGGAGGGGGGAGCAUUUGUCCCUGGGGGAUGCUAUGCAGUGAAGCCAAGAAUUUCUCCGCAGGGCUGGAUGAUCCAGGAUCCUUUCCAGCCCUUCUAUUCUGAGGUCCUCGGAGAAGCUCAUCAAAUAACCCAGAAGAACCUGGCCAGAAUCCACAGAGAAACCCGGAAGAGGCCCAUGUGGGUGCCCACCUUUGGCUGGGUCUUUCACCAACUGCAGGCAGUCCAGACCUUGCUUGUAAGCGGGCUGUCCUGGCUCAGGACUUCCUGGGCUGCUGGAAAGGGAAGGACCUUCAUUUUACUCCAGCCCAAACCCAGGGCUCCUGCUGUGGGGAGUCCCCUCUGGCAUCACUCCAAGCCCAAUUGUCAGUGGGGCCAGGAAGAGGCUGCCUUGUCCAUAGCAGCUCCCUCUCUGCAAGGGAGAGUCCCGGGGCGGGGGAUGCCCUGACAGCUUCUCCCUCCCUUACCCGCCCCCUCCUCCUGUGUCAGAGGUUUCCUCCCCCCACAUCAGAAAUGGUAUAUUAGGUCAGCCCUCCUCCAGCCUUCCUCUCAGAGGACCGAAGGACCCACAGAGAGGUAAGUGCUCUGGGGGAGGAUGAGCAGCCAACUCCAUGUCAGAAAGGGAAGCAGGGGCCCUGGGGGCUCAUAGACCCCUCUGCUGGUGGCCUUGGCUGCUGGCAGGGCGUCUUCAGAGAUUUCAACCUUUCCCCCCCCCCCGCCUGAACUCUCCCUGCAAUUUUCUUGGCAAGAUUUUUAGCCAGGGUUUGCCUGGCCUCCCCUUGCCUAAGGCUGAGAGGGAGGAAGGGGCCCAGGUCCCCCAGCUAGCUUGGGGCCUCUGCCCCUAGCACAACCAACCCAGCCCAGUUCCAGGCUUGGGGGUGAUGCUCAAGGAAGGGGCUGGGUUAGAGCCAGGGGGGCUUCCCAAACGUGACCUCACAGCAGAACCUCUCGCCUUCCUCUUCCCCAGCCAGGCCAGUCUCCCACAGGCCUCCCUUUGCCUCGCCUCGCACAGAUGCUGCUGGGAAAGUGGGUAGCUUUGGUGGCUGUGGUGAUGGAGGCCACGGCUGCUUUUCCCUCCUCACUGCUGAUUAAGAACGAAGAUGCCAACAUAACCCGGAACUGCUUCGGUUCCCCUGGAGAACAAGUGGAGUGGAAACAGAAUGGCCAGACGCUGGAGGACUCGGGCGGAGAGCUUGUCAUUAACAACCUGGACAUCCCUUAUGCCGGAAACUAUUCCUGCUGGGCCGGACCCCGGCUGCUCCACAGCUUCUAUGUGGUCAUGUGGUUGAAUCAUAGCUACUUCUUCAAGGCAGAAGGAACAAAGAAAGAACCCGCCAUUACCUGCUGGGCUCCAUCAUACAGCGGCACCUUGAACUGUUCCUGGAAGUCUCAGAACCCGGCGACUUUUCUGGUCCACCUGAAACACAGAGACACAGAGGCUGAGCUGUGCUCCACAGAAGUGGUUCUCCCCGGGAACAGAAUGGUGCAGAUCCAGUUAAAUAAUUGUUCCUUCUGUUCUUACGCUGAAGAAAUGCCCGUCAUCCUGGUGCUGAAGGGGCUUUCUGAAGAUGGUGGUGGCUACAACGAAGUGAACAAGACAUUCCUCUUAUGGGAUGUCGUGAAACCAGAUGCUCCUGCCUACCUGAAUAUCACAGGGAGGAAGGUGUCCUGGGCUCCCCCGGCCUCCUGGGACCUACCCACCACCUACUUCCCCUUGCAGUACAGCCUUCGGCUGGAGUCAGCUUCUGGCAGCCAGGAGAACUUCCUCCUCGAUGAGAAGGAGCUGAUCACAGAACAGAACUGGUACAAGGCGCAGAUCCGCUGCCAGGACCCUUUGAUCAACUCAUCUUGGAGCUCUUGGCAGGAAUGGAAGAAAUGAGGAAAUAAGCUACAAACUCUCCCCCUCCCUCUGCAGCUCUGGUUCCCCCACCCCACCCUGUCACUCGCAUAUGUAAAAUAAUUCUGUUGUUUUGCAAAGUGAUCUCAACUAUGUGUCUGAAUGGUCAUCUA
Messenger RNA from Pantherophis guttatus, 7446 nucleotides. RefSeq names its product interleukin-12 subunit beta-like. Gene Ontology annotation, molecular function: protein binding. NCBI's taxonomy places the organism in Eukaryota, Metazoa, Chordata, Lepidosauria, Squamata, Colubridae. The record is from RefSeq and is a predicted model, not a curated record.